AUGGUUCAAUCAUCCGUCUUGGGUUUCCCCCGUAUCGGCGCUCAAAGAGAGUUGAAGAAGAUCACCGAGGCCUACUGGUCCAAGAAGGCUUCUGUCGAAGAAUUGUUGGCCAAGGGUAAGGAGAUCAGAGCCCACAACUGGAAGUUGCAGCAAGCCGCUGGUGUCGAUGUCAUCGCCUCCAACGACUUCUCCUUCUACGACCAGGUCUUGGACUUGUCCCUUCUCUUCAACGUCAUUCCAGACAGAUACACCAAGUUCGACUUGGCUCCUAUCGAUGUUUUGUUUGCCAUGGGUAGAGGUUUGCAAAGAAAGGCCACCGAGACCGAGGCUGCUGUCGACGUCACUGCCUUGGAGAUGGUCAAGUGGUUCGACUCCAACUACCAUUAUGUCAGACCAACCUUCUCCCACUCCACCGAGUUCAAGUUGAACUCCGCUGCCGGCUUGAAGCCAGUCGUUGAGUACUUGGAGGCUAAGGAGUUGGGUGUUGAGACCAGACCUGUUGUCGUUGGUCCUAUCUCUUACUUGUACUUGGGUAAGGCUGACAAGGACUCCUUGGACUUGGACCCAAUCUCUUUGUUGGACAAGUUCUUACCUGUCUACAAGUCUUUGCUUGCUGAGUUGUACUCUGCUGGUGCCAAGACCGUCCAAAUCGACGAGCCAAUCCUCGUCUUGGACUUGCCAGAGAACGUCCAAAAGUUGUACAAGGGUGCUUUCGAGCAAUUGACCGGUGAGGGCUUGCCAGAGAUCGUGUUGACCACAUACUUCGGUGACGUCAGACCAAACUUGUCUGCUAUCAAGAACUUGCCAGUUUCUGGUUUGCACUUCGACUUCGCCAGAGCCCCAGAGCAAUUCGACGAGGUUGUCGCCGCUGUCUCCGACUCUCAAACUUUGUCUGUCGGUGUCGUUGACGGUAGAAACAUCUGGAAGACUGACUACACCAAGGCUUCCGCUCUUGUCAACAAGGCUAUUGAGAAGUUGGGCAAGGACAGAGUUGUCGUUGCUACCUCCUCUUCUUUGUUGCACACCCCAGUUGACUUGGCCAACGAGUCCAAGUUGGACCCUGUCAUCGCUGACUGGUUCCAAUUCGCCACCCAAAAGUUGGACGCUGUCGUUGCCAUUGCUAAGGACGUUUCCGGUGAGGAUGUUGCUGACUUGUACGCUGCUAACGCUAAGUCCAUCAAGGCCAGACAAGAGUCUUCCAUCACCACCAACCCAGAGGUUCAAAAGAGAAUGGCUACCAUCAACGAGUCUUUGUCUACCAGAUCCUCUCCAUUCCCAGAGAGAUUGGCUGCUCAAAAGGAGAAGUACAACUUGCCUUUGUUCCCAACCACCACCAUCGGUUCUUUCCCUCAAACCAAGGACAUCAGAAUCAACAGAAACAAGUUCACCAAGGGUACCAUCACCAAGGAGGAGUACGAGCAAUUCAUCAACCAAGAGAUUGAGACUGUCAUCAGAUUCCAAGAGGAGAUCGGUUUGGAUGUCCUUGUCCACGGUGAGCCAGAGAGAAACGACAUGGUUCAAUACUUCGGUGAGCAAUUGCAAGGUUACGCCUUCACCACCAACGGUUGGGUUCAAUCUUACGGUUCCAGAUACGUCAGACCACCUAUUAUUGUUGGUGACGUCUCUAGACCAAAGGCUAUGUCCGUCAAGGAGUCUGUUUACGCUCAAUCCUUGACCAAGUUGCCAGUUAAGGGUAUGUUGACUGGUCCUGUCACCUGUCUCAGAUGGUCUUUCCCAAGAGACGAUGUCUCCCAAAAGGUCCAAUCCUUGCAAUUGGGUUUGGCUUUGAGAGAUGAGGUCCAAGACUUGGAGGCUGCUGGUAUCACUGUCAUUCAAGUCGACGAGCCAGCUAUCAGAGAGGGUUUGCCAUUGAGAUCUGGUCAAGAGAGAUCCGACUACUUGAACUGGGCUGCUCAAUCUUUCAGAGUUGCUACUUCCGGUGUCGUUAACUCCACCCAGAUCCACUCUCACUUCUGUUACUCUGACUUGGACCCUAACCACAUCAAGGCUUUGGACGCUGAUGUUGUCUCUAUUGAGUUCUCCAAGAAGGACGACGCCAACUACAUCAGAGAGUUCUCCGACUACCCUAACCACAUUGGUUUGGGUUUGUUCGACAUCCACUCCCCAAGAAUCCCAUCUAAGGAGGAGUUUGUCACCAGAAUCGAGGAGAUCUUGAAGGUGUACCCAGCUGACAAGUUCUGGGUCAACCCUGACUGUGGUUUGAAGACCAGAGGCUGGGAAGAGACCAAGGCUUCUUUGACCAACAUGGUUGACGCUGCCAAGGAAUUCAGAGCCAAGUACUAA
This is a messenger RNA of Australozyma saopauloensis, 2304 nucleotides long. RefSeq names its product 5-methyltetrahydropteroyltriglutamate-homocysteine S-methyltransferase (gene MET6). Bases 1 to 2304 code for a protein of 767 amino acids. Gene Ontology annotation, molecular function: zinc ion binding; 5-methyltetrahydropteroyltriglutamate-homocysteine S-methyltransferase activity. The record is from RefSeq and is a predicted model, not a curated record. The transcript has a single exon. Lineage: Eukaryota; Fungi; Ascomycota; Pichiomycetes; Serinales; Metschnikowiaceae.